AUGAGCGCCUUUACAGAAGCCAACCGAAAGGCGUUCGAGUGAGAUCCUCUCCACUCUCAUUCCUGCCGUUCAACCCCACUGACAAGAAGAAAGCGAAAUGUCCGCCACCUACAACUCCAAACAAUGGCAAAUCGACCUCUCAAACCAAGUCGCAACCGCCCUGCAAGCACGCAAAGACUGGCUCGGAGCCCAAUGGACCACUCCGGACUCAGACACCGACAUUCGACUGCUAGACUACGCCUGCGGCACCGGCUCCAUCACCAAGGCACUCGGCCCUCACGUCAGCACAAUCCGCGGCAUCGAUCUCAGCGAGAACAUGGUCCAGAAAUACAACGAAACGGCCCUCACCUCCGGCCUUUCCCGCGAGCAAGCCCACGCGGUUGUAGGCGAUCUCUGCGGCGAAGCAAUCCCCCCAACCUUGCUCGGACCCGAAUGGUACAAUUUCGACAUCGCAGUCAUCGGGCUCGGAUUCCACCAUUUCGAAAACCCCGCCCUAGCGGCAAAACGGCUCGGCGAGCGCCUGAGACCAGGCAGCGGGGUGCUGGUGAUUGUAGAUUUCCUUCCAUUCGAUCACAGGAAAGAUCAGGGAUCAAAGGAGGGAGCCGGGAAUUUUCCGGAUAUGCAGCAUACGAUUAAACAUAAUGGGUUCACGCCGGAGCAUUUGAGGGAUCUGUAUACGGCUGCGGGAUUUGAGGAUUUUGAUAUUGUGGCUUUGAAGCAGCCGGCUGUGAUGGAGCUGAAGAGUGGGACGGUGCAGAGGACGAUGUUUGUGGCGAAGGGGAGGAAGGUGGCGACUGCGUGAGCAGCCCUUUUGUCUUGGUGACUUUUUCCCCUGUCGGUUCUAAUGGGUGUCUUAGAUGGCAGAAGCUUUCGACUUGGCUUGGCGGUAUGCAAGGUGAGUGACGGGCAAGCAGUCCCAUGUCAGAGGCUAGAGACUGAUGUGGCAACGUGCAGAUUGGGCCGCGGGAGGUGUGAAGGUGGACAGGAGAGACGAACAUGAAUGGGAACCGGGCUUCUCCACGGGUGGUGCGGUCUGGAAUAUCGGAAAGCAGAAAGAUGAAGAUUACGAUGCGUUCAAGCAGCAGGCGAAACCGAAAGCCUGGAGUGGCUUCUAG
Messenger RNA from Lecanosticta acicola, 1115 nucleotides. The record is from the annotation of a GenBank genome assembly. NCBI's taxonomy places the organism in Eukaryota, Fungi, Ascomycota, Dothideomycetes, Mycosphaerellales, Mycosphaerellaceae.